UGAAAAUAUUACCUUGAAUUUUUAUAAUUUCUGAGUAAAACAAGGAUGUACAGUCAUCAUUUUCACUCUACCAUUUGUAACUAAGUAAUUUAAAGUAUUGAUGAAAUGAUUUUUGAUACAUGUCUGGUUUAAAAUGAACAAAGAAGUACACAAGAAGGAGGUUUUGUAAUUAUUAUUGACUGCCUAAAAACUGGUUUAAUGGAUUUCCCAAUUAAGUAUUUUUCAGUUUUCAUUUUAAUACACUUAUAAAGUAAACACAAUACGAUUAAUAUGCAUGAAUUUUGCAAUACAGUUAUCAAAGGUGUGGUAUGCCUAAGAUAACAAGCGGUGGUUGGUAAUAUCCGUUCAAAUUGCGAUAACCAAAUGAUUGUAACUUGGAAAUUAGUUUAUUUUGUCUGUGUGCAACUGGCAGUAAUCAACAAAAUGAGAUUGCAACUACCUCUUCUAGUCUUUACUGUGUUUUUAUCAAAUGCUACAGGUUUUUUAAUAAAACAUGAAAUAAUUGUAUUCCCUGUACCUACUGAUGUUGACUUAGGAAAGCCUCUACUCUUAACACCUUAUUUAGAGGAAGGUGAUUAUGAAAAAGCCCAAAAUCUCUCUCUAGUAAAACCGGAAAUCGGAAAUUCAACGAGUUAUUCUGGAUUCUUUACUGUGCACAAAAAAUGUGAGAAUAACCUGUUCUUUUGGUUCUUCCCUGCUCAAAGAUCGGAUUGGGAGGAUGCACCAUUGAUACUUUGGCUACAAGGAGGUCCAGGAGCUCCUUCCUUGUACGGACUCUUUGAAGAGCUUGGACCUUUUGAAUCAUUUGAGACUGGAUUGAGGAAACGUAAAUAUUCUUGGAACAAUGAAAACAACCUACUCUUCAUAGACCAGCCAGUGGGAACGGGCUACAGCUUCACCGGGAAGGAAUGCUACCGUACAAGUGGAGAAGAGGUCGGUGAAGAUCUUUACAACGCAGUUGUACAGUUCCAUGAGUUAUUUCCGAAUCUGCAAGGCAACAAAUUUUUCAUCAGUGGAGAAUCGUAUGCGGGACAUUAUAUUCCUGCACUUGGCCACAAAAUUCAUGAACACAAUCCUUCAGCCAAGGUGAAGAUCAAUUUAGUUGCAAUGAUGAUCGGUAAUGGAUGGAGUGAUCCUGUAAAACAAAGCGACUAUGGAACCUUCCUUUACAACUUAGGAUUUAUUGAUGAUGAAGCAAGAGAAAUCUACAAAAUCCACCACGAAAUGUUUGUGACAAGUGUCUCAAUAGGUGACUGGUAUGGAGCAUUUCAAUUAUGGGCAAGCAUGAUAUCAUUUUUAAGGGCUGAGUAUGUUGGUCAAGUGAGCAUAUACAACUAUCUACCAACAUCUGACAAAGAAACACAAAACUGGUAUGAGUUCGUGCAGUCAGCUGAGAUACGGAAAGCUCUUCACAUUGGAGAUUUAGAAUUUCAUAAUCUCUCGAAGGUGUAUAGAAAACUUGUACCUGACUUUGUAAAAUCAAUAAAACCCUGGGUGGAAGAUCUACUGGAGUUCUACCCAAUGAUCUACUACAGCGGUCAACUAGAUAUCAUUUGUAACUAUCCAAUGACCGUCAGCUUUCUUCGUUCCAUGACAUGGAGUGGAGAGGCUCAGUAUCUGAACGCCACCAGGACCAAGUGGUGUGUGGGAGAGGAACUUGCCGGUUACUACAAGGGGGUGCACAAUCUGUACGACGUGUUGGUGCGUGAUGCAGGUCACAUGGUACCAGCAGACCAACCUCUCUGGGCCUAUACCCUUAUGAACUCUAUCACUUCGGGAACACCAGAUAACCCUCUGCAUGCCCUUACACCUUGCUAAACACUACUAUCAGUCUUAUUGUCACUUAAUUAAAUAAUGAUACUAUACGUCUGCAGACAGCUCCUUACAUGCUCUCACACCCUGAGAUCAGCAGAGAAUUAUCAAUACUUUUAUCAUUUAGUUAGCUGAUAAUAUAAUAUACCAUUUUUGUCAUUUUUUAUACCACUAUUCUUGCAGGGAUUUAUUAAUUUGUGACAUAAUAUAAUUCUAGAAGAACUCUUUAAUAAAUGUUCACUCAUUCGUCCAUUUUAGUAGUUUAGAUUCAUUCAAUUGCUUGUUCUUUUUUUGAAAUUUAAGAAAGUUAAUUUAAUUUUGUUAUUGGCUUGUAAACAUUUUACAGGAUGGAUAUGAAUGUAUCCAAAUAGUAGAUUACUUUCAGAGAUGAUUGACUGAACAAUAAUGAUAUUUUUAAAAGCAUUGAAUCUUGAGUUCAUUUUCAGAUUUACAAGCUUGAUAUACUUAUUAUUCUGUUAUCAUCUAUAGUAACCACCAAAAAACUAUAAUGAGCUAUCACUAUAAAUUGAUAUAUGGUAACACCCUGUAUAUGGAAUACUACAGUAUUUUUGUUCUAUUGGGAUUACUUUAUAUAUUGGGCCUCAUUCGUGUAAAAUUUUCAACAACGGUCAUCCCCAAUAUAUUUAUGGAUUUUUCAAUUCUGUCAUUGAUUUUGAUUUAAAAUUUUUCUACAGUGUUUCUAGAUAUUUUGAGAUUUGAAUCAUCUGGGUAUAGAGAAUUAUAGCUGAAUUAUGUAUUAAGAUUUUCUCAUUCUAUGCAGAGAACAAAGGAACAAUAGGGGGCUAAUUUUAUAUCCCUGUGGCUCUCCAAAAUGUAUUUUUUCAAACACUGAAAGUUAUUCUGUUUAGAUUAAUAUUAGAUUUAUCUGUUAUUUCUGGAAAUUGUACCUCCAUGUAAUGUAUAAUAAAACCAAGCUAAAACUAA
Messenger RNA from Homalodisca vitripennis (glassy-winged sharpshooter), 2757 nucleotides. RefSeq names its product venom serine carboxypeptidase-like. Gene Ontology annotation, molecular function: serine-type carboxypeptidase activity. The coding region runs from base 364 to 1818 and encodes 484 amino acids. The record is from RefSeq and is a predicted model, not a curated record. The transcript has 2 exons. Gene Ontology annotation, biological process: proteolysis. Lineage: Eukaryota; Metazoa; Arthropoda; Insecta; Hemiptera; Cicadellidae.